CUGACGUGGUAGGAUCUUAGUCCAUUCCGGCGAACCAACAAAAACCUCACAGGGGAGAAGCUUCCGACUUUGAAGAAGGAAGACGACGAUCAGCCAGAGAGAUCAGAUAAUUCGAUCUUUUGAUUUGAUUUCCUGAAGAAAUUUUCGGAAUCGAAUAGAUAAAAGCACGAUGGGUUUUGUCGUCACAACCCUAAUUUUUGCAGUGGUCGGCGUGAUUGCUUCGCUUCUGGUGAGAAUCUGUUGCAGCAGAGGCGCAUCUACCAAUUUGCUUCACCUGACAUUGGUUGUCACAGCAGUAGUGUGUUCUUGGAUGAUGUGGGCAAUUGUUUACCUUGCACAGAUGAAACCACUAAUCGUUCCGAUUCUUAGCGAAGAAGAGUAGGAUGAAUAUUGAAGACUUUUAUUUCAAGGUUACGUAUGAGCAACAUGUUUGUGCAAACUCCAGGUCACCCUUUAUUGUUUCAAACUCCAUGCGGGGGUUUUAGGUGUGUACCUUUGGAAGAGAAUUGAAUUUACCAUAUAAAUGAAGCUUGGUUUUUUUUAUAUUUU
This is a messenger RNA of Morus notabilis, 549 nucleotides long. Its product is annotated as V-type proton ATPase subunit e1. Gene Ontology annotation, biological process: proton transmembrane transport. The record is from RefSeq and is a predicted model, not a curated record. NCBI's taxonomy places the organism in Eukaryota, Viridiplantae, Streptophyta, Magnoliopsida, Rosales, Moraceae. The transcript has 4 exons. Bases 170 to 382 code for a protein of 70 amino acids. Gene Ontology annotation, molecular function: proton-transporting ATPase activity, rotational mechanism. Gene Ontology annotation, cellular component: proton-transporting V-type ATPase, V0 domain.